Messenger RNA from Aspergillus pseudonomiae, 543 nucleotides. RefSeq lists its product as uncharacterized. Bases 1 to 543 code for a protein of 180 amino acids. The transcript is spliced from 3 exons. NCBI's taxonomy places the organism in Eukaryota, Fungi, Ascomycota, Eurotiomycetes, Eurotiales, Aspergillaceae. The record is from RefSeq and is a predicted model, not a curated record.
AUGUUGUCUUUCAAGUCACCUCUCUGGUUCGUUUCUUUGGCAGCAGUGGUCGGUACGGCCUCAGCUGCCCAGAAGUUUGGCCUUUACGCUUAUGGCGAGAAUGUAGGAGGGCUGCCCCUUUACUACGUUGAUGGUAGCGCCGUCGUAAGUCCAAAGACUCCCGAAAACGGGACCAAUGUAGCCCCGGUUGCUUUCCACAAGGAUAGCGAUAACGAACUUAUCGGAAAUCCAAAUACAACCAGCACUGCCUCUACGCCCGCUUUCACGGACGCAUCACUUUUCGUUCCUGGCCCAAACUCCAAUGACAAGGAGAUGGGGUUCACAAGCGAUCCUUCCUCAAACCAAGUCACCAACAAGUUUGUCUGGUACGGUAACUUCCUGCUUGUCGAGAAUGGCUCUGGGGAGUAUACCUCGUUGUUCUCCGUCAAGAAAAGCUCGACGCACGAUGAGGAUGGAAGCUAUGAUCUUUACUGGAACGUGACGGACUCCGAUGAAGAGGUUAUCACUAUUUCCAUGCGGUCGGUUGCGCCUUCUAAUAAAUAG